GAAUAGUUAUUUAGCCACAGCUCUAAGCCGAGCAUUAGGUAUAGCCUGGAGAACUCAUACUUUGCGGUCUUCAGAAUUCGGACAGCUAUCUCGCCACGGUUGGCAACCAGCAAUGUCUUAAGGGACUCCAUUGUAUGUAAGAAUGCAUCGAUCAGAGUGCCUUUUUUUAAGUCUCGAUGGUUGGGCGGCAUGGCAUGCUUGAUUAUAUGAGGGGACAAUGUAGAUAACGCCUUCACCUUUCAAACUAGAUUAUCCUCGGUGCUAUAGACCAAUAGCAGGGGUGUCAUGCCUUCGAAUACGAACCACAGGUUCUUGAUAAGCUUGCAUAGUUACCUCAAUUUUGGGGUAUGCGUUGAUCGAUGGCACCGAAUUGGAGAUUUUGGAGGCGUGCGGAGUCAACUUAUCGAUAAGAGUGGGACACAACCCCUCCUCUUAGCAUUGUCAUAAGAAGUUCUCGCUCCCUGAAGGGCCUUUUGUGCUAUAUAAUUCUUUAUGGUAGUUGUGGUUCUUGCUCGUUCCUUUGGCGAUUCUCAGUUCUCACUUAAAUUCCAAUAAAGACCCUCAGCUACGAAGAAACAUAUACGCCAUGGCCCCGAUACAACAGAAAGCGUUGAUUAACUGUGACAUGGGAGAAGCUUACGGCAAUUGGGCUUGCGGUCCCGAUCUUGAGCUCCUUCCCAUGAUUGAUAUCGCAAACGUCGCCUGCGGCUUCCACGGUGGUGACCCACUGAUCAUGAUGGAGACCGUUCGGAAUUGUAAAGCCCAUAAUAUUCGAAUCGGAGCUCAUCCCGGGUUACCGGAUCUCCAAGGUUUCGGACGACGGGAGAUGAAGCUCUCGCCCGAGGAACUCACCGCUAUGACGAUUUAUCAGGUGGGGGCACUCCGGGGUUUCCUAGACCGUGAGAACGUUCCCCUCAGCCACGUAAAACCCCAUGGGGUACUGUACGGGAUGAUGUGCCGGGACUAUGAGGUGGCCAAGGCAGUCAUGCUUGGGAUCCCCAAAGGAGUUCCUGUGUUCGGACUGGCCGGAACCCAGAUGGAGAAGGCCGCCAAUGAUCUCGGGAUAGAUUUCUGGGCCGAACUAUACGGUGACGUCAAAUACGACUCGAGAGGAAUGCUCGUCAUUGACCGGAAGAAAAAACCAUGGGAUCUCGGAGACGUGGAGCGGCAUGUCAGACAACAAGUUGAAGAACAGUCCGUGACCGCCGUCGAUGGAACGGUCGUAGAACUGCCAUUGAAGAACUAUCCUUAUUCCAUAUGUUGCCAUUCCGAUUCGCCAGGUUGCGUGGAUAUUAUCAAAACAACACGAAGGGUGGUGGAUGAGUUUAAUCAAAAGCACGGGAAGUGA
Molecule: messenger RNA, 1348 nt
Organism: Aspergillus alliaceus
Lineage: Eukaryota; Fungi; Ascomycota; Eurotiomycetes; Eurotiales; Aspergillaceae
Product: LamB/YcsF family protein
Exons: 2
Coding region: 587-1348 (253 amino acids)
Biological process (GO): carbohydrate metabolic process
Source: RefSeq, a predicted model, not a curated record